AUGAGCGGUAUCCUGUCAGAGGAUGUCCUCUGCUUUGCGGAGGAUCAAUUUUCGGGUGAUGAGCUCGAGCUGUUGACGGAUCUGGCCGAGGGGCGACUGUGGAGAAUACCCAGACCUCCAAUGCCAUUCUCAUCACCCAGCCGUACUCCUCCUCCUAUACCGUUCCCGAUGUGCCGUCUGCUUCAUAUCACUGGCUGGGUCAACCCCAACGAGCUCGACCUGCCGUUCUUCGUCAGCCAGCCCAGCGAAGGCAAUCCCGAUUCUCGUCCAUUGCGGUUCUGGGUUUCAAUCAACGUGAAGCGGGACCGAGCCGAGCCGGCCGAAAUUGCACAGGCGUGCAUCCAGGCGAAGCUGCGUCGGCACGGCGGCCUGAUCGUAUCGAAGCGCUCGCAAGCGGAUGUCCUCGUAGUGAACCGAGAGACAGAAUUCUAUCGUACCGUCAAGAAGGAGAUUGCCGACAAGGGGCGGCAUUGGCAGACUACUGCUGAAAAGGAGUGGGUCGACGCGUGCAUCGCAGGCCGCGAGCUGCUGAGCGCGACCGACGUCGACCUCGGCCUGAAGACGCAGCGUUCGCCAAGCGUCGAGAGCGUUACGUCGGAGGAAGACGUUAGGAUCGGCAAGGGUCCCGGUCGGCCCGUAGGGAGGCCACGAAACGAGUACACGCCUCACGACGAUGACUUUCUCUGCCGCUUUCUGGCGGCUUACUAUCCGCAUGGCUCACAUGGCUCCCGCAAGACGUACCAGGACCUUGGAGCGGAACUCUUCACGACAGCGGCACACCACACGGCGCAGUCAUGGCAUGAACGCUUCAAGAAGAACAAAGCGAUCAUGUCACGUCGGAUAGCUCGUUUUCAAGCAGACGGCAUUGGGCUCGACCUGAGGACGGACGUUGAGCGGGAGCGCGACAAGGAGACUAAAAGGAGACUCGCACAGCAGAAGAUGCAGGCGCAGACGCAGCCCAGUACAUCGAGCCAAGCGAGCCCCAAGAAUGCGCGGCGGGCGUUCGUCGAGUUGGACGAUAGUGAUGACGCCGACAGGCCGGCGACGAAGCGUCAGAAAGCGUCGACUCAGACGGCAACUCAGUUGGCCCUCGGUCGUGGUCGGGCAGCUGUGCUCGGUGCAAGGCCAUCUCUGGGGCAGGCCGGCCCCUCGCAGCAAGCUCGCCGCUCUACAACGCCGGAGCGACCACAGCCUUCGACCUCACCAAGCCGAUUGCAGCCGACGGGGGAGACCGCUGCUAUCUCGCAAGGCUCUAAACAGUCCACAUCAGCGUCGGGAAGAGAGCCGCCAGAGCCAGCAAGAGGACAACCCGACACGGAAGAGUCUACCCAGGACUCUGCGUUCUCGCGAGCAAAUGUGUCUGCGGAUAUCGCCCUUGCGCCUCCGGAGGAGGAAGACGGCUCGGACGGCGAUGAGCAGCCAGCUGCGUCGGCAGCAGUAGCUCGGGUCGAGGUGGGAGAGAUUGAAGCGACAACGCAGCAAGUACCGAGCGCCGGGCAAGAUCCAGCAUCCUCAGGAGACAAUGCUGGACAGAAAGCCGUGCAGAAUGUGACUGCCUCAGUGUCUCAGCCUCCCUCCGCGCAGCAUACCCCGCGCACGGCCCCGGCGUCUCGGCCACACUCGCCAGCUGCCAUUGUACCCUCACCUUCCUCGAAACAGCCCGGCCCCUCGCAACCCGGGCCGUCGAGCACUCCAGCCUCCCCUCGGUCACACGAUCUACUCAACGCACCCCGAACGUCUACACCAGGUUCCAGUCGCAACGGCAGCCGCAAUGCGAGUCCAGCGUCGACUCCCUCGCAGCGAGUUGCGCGCGGUGCGGCGCUCGUGACUACCGCUCGCGAGACGUUCAAGCGCAACAUUAUGGCCUACAGCGAGAAGUAUGGGUGCACGCCGACAGAGCUGUACACGAUUGUGAAUGGGCUCGGUCGCAAGGGGGCCGGGAAGGGCGGGCAGAUGUACUGGGACGACGUUGAACGAGGAUUGCGCGACAAGUUCGGUUACUAG
Messenger RNA from Trichosporon asahii var. asahii CBS 2479, 2004 nucleotides. RefSeq lists its product as uncharacterized. The transcript has 4 exons. The coding region runs from base 1 to 2004 and encodes 667 amino acids. The record is from RefSeq and is a predicted model, not a curated record. Lineage: Eukaryota; Fungi; Basidiomycota; Tremellomycetes; Trichosporonales; Trichosporonaceae.